UUUUAAAGGCAAAUCCCCCUCCAGGGCAGCCCAACUUUCUAUUCAAGAUGAAAUAUAGUAUAGUGACCAACAACCGGAAUCGUUUGCGCACUAGGUUUGUAUGUCCAUUUUUUUUAUAGCUCGUUUAAUUUUACUUUUUUACGGAAUUUUCUCGUCUCCAGUGCUUCACGAUGAUGGGGGAAAAGUCGAAGCCUUGUUCUUUCAAUGUUUUGAACGUAGGCACACUCUUGUUUAUGUUAUACAUUGUGGGAAGCACUCCUAGGUUCAUGGUGAUAUCUCUGACGCUGAUAUCGUGGCUUCAAACAAAAUGGUUGGAAUAUACUUCGUUCCUGGAGAAGCGGCGGUCUGCACGGCUGGCUGCAGCAGCAGAUGAAGUUCGAAUUCAACGAAGAAAACAAAUAGCUGACAUCACCGAAUCAAUUGGAGAUAAUGUGAUUUCACUGCUGGACAAGAGCGUUCGGGAUCGAGAGUUGGAAAUAGAAAAUAGGGAAAAAGCGCUACAAGCACUACAGAAGAGGCUGGAAGAGCGAGAACAAAAAGUGAAGGCCGCAGAAGACAGGAUUCGAAAGAUAAAACUGGAGAAAGUGGAAUUUAAGGCACAAAACCCACUAGGGGUCUUUGGUUCAAAAGUUACCUCUGAUUCAACACCAGGCUUUGGACCAACAUCACGCUCAUCAGGUCUUGAUUAUAAACCAGCUUUUGGAUUGACCUCAGGCUUUGGUUCGGCGGCUCCUUCCUUAAUUACAUUCACCUUGCCUUCGGACCUGUUGGAAUACGCAAAGGAUCUGAACUCGGACUUUACAUGCGUCGGAGUCACGAAAAAGGGCGCACGCUGUCGCCAAAAUUUCAUUUCGAGCGCUCAUAAGUCAUAUGCAGCCGACCGUAUAGCAAAGAUGAAGUCAUCUGACCCUGGAGAUACGUUCGAGCUGAAUGCACUCCGAGAGCUAGCAGACUGGAUGCUAUGUCCUCGUUGGCACCGCGAUACACUCCCGCAAGGAGGUACGAUUGCGAAAAGAUGGUAUAAUGAAUUAAGAGACGCUAGAGAAAAACUCAAAAGCCAGACUCAAAAGCACGCAAAUCCAUGGACGUCGGUUAAUACACCUUCAUCGGCAAUUACCUCCUCUUCUACAUCGUCUUCCGUAGGAGUACCAAGUGUGUUUAGUAGUAAGAGUACGGGGACGGCCAGCAGCGUUGCAUCGGUACAGUCAGUAUCAACGUCAUACACAGGCUCAAGCCACCAUUUUAUGAGUACUCAAGGUGCGACGGCUGCAGCUCCAGAAACACUAUUCAAGGAUCCAGCUGCACGGAACCUUACUCCUUUGUUUCAAGCUAUGGCUCAGCAAUAAUGAUGAAAGGUUUUAUUCGAAUAGAAUGGUGUUGGGAUUGCAGUUUGAGACUUCAAUAUUUUUCUGGGAAACUAUUUGAGAUAUAUUGCUGGAAAGAUGCUUCCUUGCUUUCUUUUCUUUUCUUUCUUUUCCUUUUUUUUGUAUUUGCUCUUUAUGGUUUAGACUUUCUGCUUGAGACAAAACUCUUAUUGUAAGUCUUUAU
This is a messenger RNA of Talaromyces proteolyticus, 1548 nucleotides long. RefSeq lists its product as uncharacterized. NCBI's taxonomy places the organism in Eukaryota, Fungi, Ascomycota, Eurotiomycetes, Eurotiales, Trichocomaceae. The transcript has a single exon. The record is from RefSeq and is a predicted model, not a curated record. Bases 171 to 1346 code for a protein of 391 amino acids.